AUAUGGCAUUAGCAGAGCGCAUAACGUCUUUCGAGUUUUGGGACCGUUUCCUUUGAGUCGCUCAAUCAAUCAGUCGCAAUAGCGGCACUACUUCUUCGCGGUCUCCAUAGAGCGUUUCGAGGCCCAAACUUUGUUGCAACUUAAAAUGUCGGAAACGUUUAAGCGUUGGUUGGAUGCAACUGUUGGAGUCCGCGGGCGGCAAAACAUCCUUUCAUGGGCGGUGGCGGGCGGCAUGGCGUACUACUUCUUCUACCUACCCGAGAAGCGGAGAGAGGAGCAGCACAAGAUCAUGUACGAGCAGCAUCUAAAGAUGUACGAGCAGAAGGCCAUCAAGGGCGUCCCGCCGGCAGCCAAGCAGGAGGAGGCGCCGGCUGCGGCUGCGGCGGCGGCGGCGGCGCCAGCAGCGGCAGCGGCGGCACCAGUUGAGCAGCCCGCGGCGGCGGCCGCAGCUCCAGCGUCUGCUGCCGCAGCAGCUGUUGUAGCGCCUGCUGAGGCUGCUGCCAGCAAGUAGAGUACAGGGAUGCGGACGAUGUUGAGUCUGGUGGUGGUAUCUUAUUGGGUGUGAGAAACGUGGAGGGUGCAGGGCAUAUGUACAUUUGGAGUUUAGAGGCUGCUUCAGGGUUAGGCUUUGGCACAUGCGUGCAUGUGCACAACUGUGGUUCGGGGGGACAGAGGGGGCUGCCAGAUGGCGAGGUGCACCUGAAGUGCAUCAUGAAGAGCAAUGGGGGCACCGGGGGGGUAGGUGAUGUGUUAAGUAAGGUGUGUUGCAAUGCUGUAUGGGCGAGGUGCCAGCCGUCAGCUGGUUUUGUCGCACAUCAGGCUAUGACGGUGCUGUAGGUUCGCGUGCGGCGGUAGCUUAGUUUUCCUUUAGAGACAUACAGUCGACAACUUCGGCUGUAAACGACCCAUGGGCCCUUUGAGCACAUGCGUCUUCAAGAAAGCUGCCAAGAUGUUGCGUAAAGCCGUAGCUGCAAUUUUGUCAGCCUUCACUU
This is a messenger RNA of Astrephomene gubernaculifera, 992 nucleotides long. The record is from the annotation of a GenBank genome assembly. NCBI's taxonomy places the organism in Eukaryota, Viridiplantae, Chlorophyta, Chlorophyceae, Chlamydomonadales, Astrephomenaceae.